CACCACCUGAGGAAUGUCCAAUCUUCAAGGAGGCCCCCCCACGUUUGCAAAAAUUCAGUCAGACCUCUUAUUUUUUCUGACACACAUCAGUCUCCCACCUCAGUCAACGGUUAAAACUGGUCAGAGACACUUUUUGCCAACAUCAGCAAAAAAAUAAAUUUUAAUACCCAAAUUGUCCCUCAACGGUUAUGUUUGACUACUUACUAUCCAUCUAACCAAACACUCCCCUCAAAACACUCACUCUCUCUCUCUCUCUCUGUCUGCAAACCCAUUUCUCUCUCUAAACUUUGUCUCUCGGCAAACCCAUUUUCUUGGUCUAAGAUUCUUUCUAAUGGCUAAGGUGGCUCGAUCGGUUUUCUGCGAGCUCGCGUCUCAAAAACCAGCGUUUCCUGUUCUGGUUCAGAGGGUGAAGACCUCCGAUGUGUCGUCGGCGUCAUCGACGGGGACGGAUAAGGUGAAAAUCGUGCUACAACCUCGUCUAUGCACGCUCAGAUUGUACGGUUCUGAUCAGGUCAGGGUGAUGAUGAAGCCGCGGAGGGACGGUGGUGAUGUUGUUGAUGAUAAGGGCGGUAAUGGGGUGUCGUCGUCACCGUUCUUUGCGACUCUGUCGGAGUACAUAGAGAGCUCCAAGAAGAGCCAGGACUUUGAGAUCAUCUCCGAUCGUCUUGCCAUGGUGACAUAGAUUGAAUAACUCGGUGAGGAACUAUGAGGAUGUUGCGAUUGCGGCGGUGAUGAGGUCGGUGAGGAACAGCGGUAAAGAGGCUGACGACCAAGUCACUGAAAUGAUGGGCUACUAUCCAACGAGCACAAUAGAUGACGGCGGUAAAGUGAAGAUUCAGUAGAUGGAUUAUGGUGAGACAAAAGUGAAAGGAGAGAGAACAGAGAUUGUGGGAGAGAAAUAUGCAAAUUCAGAUGUUAGAGAGAGACUUACCAGAAUGAAAAGUAAUGCAGAAUACAAUAAAAUUGAAAUAGAAGCAAUAGAAGCUAAUACAGAGAAGUAAAAAGACAGUUCUUAAGGUAACUAAAGAAGAUAUUUGAAGACAUACCUCUG
Molecule: messenger RNA, 1051 nt
Organism: Cornus florida
Lineage: Eukaryota; Viridiplantae; Streptophyta; Magnoliopsida; Cornales; Cornaceae
Product: stress enhanced protein 2, chloroplastic-like
Exons: 2
Coding region: 332-682 (116 amino acids)
Biological process (GO): cellular response to high light intensity
Source: RefSeq, a predicted model, not a curated record